AUGACCACGGCCCCAACUCGUCAAACACGAAGUAGACGAGACCAAGCUGCCUUUUCUUUCCUAUCGAAUAUCAGCCUUGGAACUGAGACUUCUUCAAUCACAACUACAACUAACUCUUCUACUUUUGAGCCGACACAUCGUCGGGUAACUACUGUUCCCGGCCAAUUUCAGUCCGAAGAAUUUGUUAAAAAUGAUGGCAGAUUUGAUAAAACACACGCUUCACAGAAUGGUAGUAUCCAUUAUAGCAAUAAUGGCAAAGAAAACAAAAUCAGUAACACUGCUAAAAAACCAAGUUUGUCAAUCGAUAUACCCGCAAAGAUUGGAAAACCUACACACUUUCCCACGUCUUUUUCAACCCUUGACCCGAAGGGAAAUUCUAAUAUUGAAGAUAAUAAUUACAAGAACACGGAAAAGAUUAGUGAAUAUGAGCAUCAUAUUCAUCAAGGAUUAAUUGUUGAUGUAGAUACUGUUCUUAGUCCUAACGGUUCCACGCUUGGAACUAUCGAUGAACUGCUGGAGGAUAAUAAUCAUACGAUGAUGUUAAAAAAUAAUAAACGUCAAAAUUCAGAGUACGUUGAAGAGAAUAGUUUGAGUGUGUCGAGUUUACCAGCAGCUUGGAAACAGCCUAGUUUUGUGAUGUCUGGGUCACCGGAGACAUCAGCUAUUGGAGGGAUUUUAUCCAUAUUGGGAUUUAAAGAUGACAAAAUUAAGCAGCGUAUGCGUCGCGACACUAUAAAACAAAAUAAUAUUAACAAUAAUGUAUCUGCAAAAAAAAGCGAGGAUGAAUCCUACGCUGAAUUAUUAAAAACCAGUGAUUCGUUACGUCCCGGGACAGAAACCAGCGCCUACAAUCCAUACUUCCUUGACGUUCCAGAAUUAAAGAUGGGCAAAAAACCCGGUAGAACUCUGCCGACCUUCAUGCACUCUUUUCUCCAACAAAAACGUUCACGAGAAGCCGAUCUAAAACGCGAACUGAACGCGAAAUUCCGACAAUUACACCCGGAUCUCGAUCCGUCUUUGACGUUGACUCAAAUUCGUGCUAUCAAGGAAAAAUUGUUGAUUGCUGCAAGAUAUGAGGAUCUUGAUCUAGAAUUAUCUACUGUUGCAAAAGCAUACGUGUACUUUGAGAAACUUGUGCUAAAGAAACUCGUUGCUAAAUAUAAUCGAAGGUUAACAGCCGCAAUAUGUCUAUUAUUGGCAAGUAAAGUCAACGAACCAAAAGAGACGUCUCACGCAAGUAUACUAGAGUCACUACACAAACAUCUAGAAGUUUCCGAAAAAGAAAUCAAAGAACACGAAUUCAGCGUGUUUGCGUCACUACAAUUCGAACUUUACGUCCCGCAAAAUGAGUUCAUGCCGCAUUUUCAUCGGAUAUUUGAAACGCUUAGUGAUACACUACUACAACAACAAAAAAAUAAUGACUUGGGAAGCCAGAAUUACUCCGUCGCUUCCACACAAAAACAGAUAACACAUCGUAAUACAGAAGUGCUUUUUAACAAUUACAAUAACUAUAAUACACUACCACGAGAAUAUAACCUGAGUGAAAGAUUUGCCAAUCUCUUUCGACGACAAACAACAGUUUCCGCAACGACAACGACACCGCCAUCGUUUUCAGAAAAGACUGCUGCGGGUAUACUAUGCGAAAAAAAUUCUAUUGUGUUUGUCAUUAGUGAAGGUGUUAAUUCAUCAUUGGUCUUCGAGAUAUUUAUCUUUUCUUCCUUUGGUCGUGGUGAAUUGGAUAAAUCAAAAAGCUUAUUACAUCGCAUCAUUGCUUAG
Ambispora gerdemannii is the source of this 1776-nucleotide messenger RNA. Lineage: Eukaryota; Fungi; Glomeromycota; Glomeromycetes; Archaeosporales; Ambisporaceae. The record is from the annotation of a GenBank genome assembly.